Phalaenopsis equestris is the source of this 3074-nucleotide messenger RNA. Its product is annotated as receptor-like serine/threonine-protein kinase SD1-8. The coding region runs from base 181 to 2781 and encodes 866 amino acids. The transcript is spliced from 8 exons. Gene Ontology annotation, biological process: protein phosphorylation; recognition of pollen. Lineage: Eukaryota; Viridiplantae; Streptophyta; Magnoliopsida; Asparagales; Orchidaceae. The record is from RefSeq and is a predicted model, not a curated record. Gene Ontology annotation, molecular function: protein serine/threonine kinase activity; ATP binding.
ACAGGACAUAUGAGCUGCGUUAGCCUGUUGAACCUCCAGAAUUGAGGACCGCCGCCAUUGUUGUCUCCUCCAUCGCACAAAGACGUCCAUGUUAUCUAGAAAUCGAUCGAGAUACGCAAUUUGACAAAAUUACCGAGCAGUCUCCUGAGGAAAUUUCAUCAGCAAUUCAAUUCGCUUUCUAUGCAACUCAAAAGUCCAACUUUUCCUGCGAAUCGAUCCCCAACAACAAAACUCGAAAAAAUCAUCCUUUACCAUAAUCAAAUUUUCAAUAUAGCGGUUGAGAGGAUAAUGAAAACCAUCAACCCUGCUUUCUUGUUCCUCACAUCAAUACUCCUCAUCCGCCUUUCAUCUUCCACCGCCCGCGACACCAUCAACCCCAAAACCCCACUCUCCGGCGACCAAACCCUCAACUCCUCCGCCAACCUCUUCGCUCUCGGAUUCUUCACCCCCACGGGAUCCACCAACUGCUACCUCGGCAUCUGGUACAACAACAUCAAAACCCAAACCAUAGUAUGGGUAGCCAACCGCGACUCCCCUGUUACUGGCAACUCCACCGACGCAAUCCUCUCCAUCUCCAGCAACGGCACCCUCCUCAUCACAAAUCGCAAUACAGGCGUCGUCGUCUGGUUCUCCCAGAACUCGACCUCCCUCGCCACCCCCAUCGCUCAGCUGCUCGACACAGGAAAUUUUGUCGUUCCUAAAUUAACCGGCGAAGAUGACGAGUUCGCUUGGCAGAGCUUCGACUACCCGACGGAUACCAUCAUUUCUGGAAUGAAGAUAGGAGUAAGCUUCGACACAGGCAUCAACCGCACGGUAGCGGCCUGGAAGUCGGAUACGGACCCCAGCUCCAGCAGCUACACCGCUUCCAUGAAUACCAACGGCGACCCGCAGUUGUACUUUAUGUCCGGAUCACAGAGGCUCUGGCGCAGCGGCCCAUGGGACGGCCUUCAUUUCUCCGGCGUACCGGACACCAGCUCAUACACUCAGUUCAACAUUACUUUCAGCUUCAUCAACAAUAAGAACGAAGUCACCUACUCCUUCCACACUCACAACCCAUCCAUCGUGACCAGGCUACUGGUGAACCAGUCGGGACAAGUGCAGCGCGCAAUCUGGCUAUGGGAUGCCGAGCAAUGGAACUUUUUCUGGCAGGCGCCGCGAGACCAGUGCGACAACUACGCAGCCUGUGGGCCAUUCGGUGUUUGCGACCCAAACACGUAUCCCGCCUGCGAGUGCGUGCAGGGAUUCGUGCCGAACAAUCCGACCAACUGGGAGCUAAGGUCUGGGAAAGAUGGGUGCGGGAGGAAGACGAAGCUCGAUUGUACGAAUGGGACGGAUGGGUUCGUGACGGUGAGCGGGGCGAAGGUGCCUGACACGGCGCAAGCGAUUGUCGACUUUAGUUUAGGGCUGGAUGCAUGCAAGGCAAAGUGUUUGAGGAAUUGCUCCUGCACGGCUUACGCGUUGGCGAAUCUCAGCAGCGGGAGCGGGUGUUUGAUGUGGGUUGCCAACCUCGUCGACAUCCGGCUUUUGGCAAACGGCGGCGGGCAGGAUGUCUACGUGCGAGUCGCGGCUGUUGAUUUGGGGUCAAUAUCUCAUAAUCAUACGAGUGAUCAGACGGCCGUGAUUGUGCCGACCGUUGUGGUGGGAGUCUUCCUUCUUGCCGGUCUGAGUUGGUGCCUCUGGAGAAGAAUGGGCAAAAGGCAGCGUAUGUCACGUACGAGCUCCAAUCAUAUUGAAGGCAAUGCAGAACAGGAACGACUACACAAUGACUAUGAGUUGCCUAUGUUUCCUCUGGAAAAAAUCACUGCUGCGACCAAUAACUUCUCGUCAGAAAACAAGCUUGGAGAGGGUGGCUUUGGUCCUGUCUACAAGGGUAGGCUUGAUGAUGGACAAGAAAUAGCAGUGAAGAGGCUUGCAAAGAGUUCAGUCCAAGGUCUUGAUGAGUUCAAGACUGAGGUAAUGUUAAUUGCCAAACUCCAGCACAGAAAUCUUGUGAGAUUGCUGGGUUUCUAUAUUCAAGGCCUUGAAAGAAUGUUGGUGUACGAGUAUUUGCCUAACAAGAGCUUGGAUGCUUACUUAUUUGAUAAAGCCAAAUCGGUGCUAUUAAAUUGGCGAACACGCUACGAAAUCAUAUUCGGAAUCUCUCGUGGCCUCCUUUAUCUUCAUCAAGACUCGAGGCUUCGAAUAAUCCACCGGGAUCUCAAAGCCAGCAACAUUCUCCUCGACGGAGAGAUGAACCCCAAAAUCUCAGACUUUGGCAUGGCAAGAAUUUUUGGUGGAGAUGAAACGGAAGUGAAUACUAAAAGAGUUGUGGGUACAUACGGAUACAUGCCGCCAGAAUAUGCAAUGGACGGCGUCUUCUCGAUGAAGUCAGAUGUAUUUAGUUUUGGAGUUUUGGUGCUGGAAAUCAUUAGUGGAAAGAGGAACAGAGGGGUUUACAGCAGUUCUCCUCACAUGAAUCUUCUUGGCCACGUAUGGAGUCUGUGGAAUGAAGAAAAUAGCCUGAAUAUAGUUGAUGAAACAAUGAACUCUGAUUUCUCAGUUGAUGAAGUUCUGAAGUGCAUAAAAAUUGGCUUGUUAUGUGUUCAAGAGAGGCCGGAGGAUCGGCCACUAAUGUCUUGGAUAGUUCUGAUGCUGGCUGGUGACAGUGGAUUGAGAUUGCCUGAGCCUAAACAGCCUGGAUUUAUUUCGAGACUUGCGGUAGAUUCUGACUCGUCGUCGAGCAAACAAGAUUCAACUACUGUAAAUUAUGAUAUAUCAGUUUCAAUUAUUGAAGGAAGAUAGACAGACAGACAUAUAGAUAAUUUUUUAGGAUUUAUUUAUUUGGUUUCAGGUGUUUGAGGAUUCAGAGACAGUUAUAGUUGAAUAUAGGUGCAGUAUGCUUUACAAUUGUUUUUUAUUUUUUUGGCUGUUUGGAUUUUUUUCCGGGAGGGAUUAAUGACUGUUUGGAAGAUGAAAUGGUUGCUUCUAUGAAGGGAAUUUCGAUAAGAACUAUCCUGUCGAUUUUGUAAGGAGCCGCUAGAUUUAUUUUCAUUGUUUUCGAGCUUUAUAAUACAAUGGCCUUUUUAGCUCAUAAU